This is a messenger RNA of Leguminivora glycinivorella, 916 nucleotides long. It is a transcript of the gene SmB, whose product is annotated as small nuclear ribonucleoprotein-associated protein B. The transcript has 2 exons. Gene Ontology annotation, biological process: mRNA splicing, via spliceosome. The record is from RefSeq and is a predicted model, not a curated record. NCBI's taxonomy places the organism in Eukaryota, Metazoa, Arthropoda, Insecta, Lepidoptera, Tortricidae. Gene Ontology annotation, cellular component: U5 snRNP; U1 snRNP; U4/U6 x U5 tri-snRNP complex. Bases 132 to 695 code for a protein of 187 amino acids. Gene Ontology annotation, molecular function: RNA binding.
CGUUCUGUCACCAAGCAGACGCCAUAUUUGUUUGUAGCAAGCUGGUUGUAGCUGUCACUUUUGCCGCUUAUAUCUGGCUUGUAAUUUGAGGUUCUGAAAUCUAAAUAUUGUUAAAUAAUCAGCCCUCCAAAAUGACUAUCGGAAAGAAUAAUAAAAUGCAGCAGCAUAUAAACUACAGAGUUCGAGUAAUACUUCAAGACUCUCGAACAUUUAUUGGAACAUUCAAGGCCUUUGACAAACAUAUGAAUCUUAUAUUGGGAGACUGUGAAGAAUUUAGAAAAAUCAAAUCCAAAACGAAGGCUGCUGACAGAGAGGAGAAGAGGACUUUAGGAUUCGUAUUACUCCGUGGUGAAAAUAUAGUUUCGCUUACAAUCGAAGGACCACCUCCUCCAGAAGAAGGUUUACCUCGCGUACCCCUGCCUGGCGCUAUGGGCGGCCCGGGCGGCGGCCGUGCGGCCGGGCGCGGCGCGGGCCCCGGGGGCGCGCCGCCGGGUCUGCAGGGGCCCGCUCGUGGAGUCGGAGGCCCGUCGCAUCAACAUAUGGCUCCAGGAGGCCGUGGGCAGUUGUCUGCUCCUCCUCAGAUGCGUGGUGGUCCCAUGAUGGGAGGCCCUCCUCCAGGCAUGAUGGGGGCUCCCCCUGGCAUGGGUCGUGGGGGUCCUGGAGGUAGAGGCCCUCCAAUGAGAGGCAGAUAUUAGUGAGUGCAGUGAUUUGUGAUUGAUUACGAGCUUUAUGCUAGUAUGUUAUUAUUAUGUCAACAGACAUUAGUGUGUGUUUAUAACAAACUACACUUUCUUUUCCCAAAUAGUGUUCCAUGAAAUAGUUUCUCAUGAGAGUACAAGAUUGGUAAGGAUACAUGAAUUGAUUUGAGUAAUCAAAAUUUAACUGUACUUCAUAAGAAAUAAAUAAUUAAAUCUUA